AAUUAAGAUAAGGAUUUCGCAUGAUGUAAAUAUGUUUUUAAGGAAUGUACUUUAAACCAACCUUGAUUUGAUAUGUAGAUAACAAUUCUUUGGACGAUCAAAGGUUAUAUCGUCUAUAUAUUCUAUCAUAUACUUUGUAUGAACUACUAUAGCACAUUCCUGCGAUAAAUAAGUGUAAAAUAGAAUUUGUGGAUUUAUAUGUGAAAACUCAUGAAGCAGUCUAUUGGUGUUCUACUGUUGAACAUCUUUUUAUUAAUCAUCGAAGUGGUUCAACUCGUCUUGAAGUCCUUUUGGUAUAGUAUCGAGUCUCUGUACGAAAACUUUGUGCCACCCACAGUCAAAUCAGUCAGGGAUGACAUCGUAUUGAUCACAGGAGGAGGACACGGAUUGGGAAAAGAAUUAGCCCUCAGAUUUGCUCGUUUGGGAGCCAUUAUUGUGCUCUGGGAUGUCAAUCAGGUUGGGACCGAAGCUGUAGUUCAAGAAAUUAAAGAAUUUAACGGAAAAGCCUUCGCAUAUCACUGUGACGUGAGUAACGAAAAAUGUGUAGAAGAAACUAGCGAAAAAGUAAAGAAAGACGUGGGUCAAGUCUCAAUAUUAAUCAACAAUGCAGGAAUGGUCAAUUGCAGAGAAUUGCUUCAUUUGAGCUGUCAACAAAUUAGAAGAACACUGGAAGUAAACACUUUGGCACACUUUUGGACCAUUCGAGCAUUUUUACCAGAAAUGAUUAAAAAAGAAAAAGGACACAUUGUGGCCAUAUCCUCUUUGGCCGGUCUUUUAGGAAGUACAAAUCUAACUGAUUAUUGCGCAUCGAAAUUCGCCGUCAAUGGUCUGAUGUCGUCUUUAGGAGAAGAACUUUAUUAUAAGAAAAAGAAUAUGAUUAGUUUAACAACGGUGUGUCCCGCUGUCAUUAAUACUGGAUUUGCUCCUUUACCUCCAGUCAGAUUUUCCAGUUUGUUGCCAGUAUUAAAUGUAACAGAAGUUGCUGAUAAAGUAGUAGAUGGAAUUUUACGAAACCGUAGAUUAAUUGUGUUACCUGGAUGGUUAGACUUCUGGACACGUUUAAUGAGAUUAUUUCCCUGGAAAGCACUACAGCUGUUUGGAGUGUCUUUAAACUACAGAAUAGAACCAGUUCGUCAAUCAAAAACUAAGGUUUGGAAGAUACAGGCUAAAAACAAUCAUCCUCCAAGAAUAUCUUAAGAGAGAUUUUCUGUGAAUGCUAAAUACAGCAGUUUAA
This is a messenger RNA of Centruroides sculpturatus (bark scorpion), 1234 nucleotides long. RefSeq names its product 17-beta-hydroxysteroid dehydrogenase 13-like. Lineage: Eukaryota; Metazoa; Arthropoda; Arachnida; Scorpiones; Buthidae. Gene Ontology annotation, molecular function: oxidoreductase activity, acting on the CH-OH group of donors, NAD or NADP as acceptor. The transcript has 6 exons. The coding region runs from base 211 to 1197 and encodes 328 amino acids. The record is from RefSeq and is a predicted model, not a curated record. Gene Ontology annotation, cellular component: lipid droplet.